AGUCGUGCUUCAGCUGGCGAGGUGGACGGUGCUAUUGUGUAGAGGAUCGUUGACAAGUGAAAGCGUGCGAGACAGAUUGUUGUGAUUCACUGUUGGAUAAGCGUGACUGCUCGGAGCAACUUUCGAGGAGCGAUGUCGAUGGGGCGCCACUGAAAGGAAAUGAUGUUGAAGGUUCCGGUGUUAGCGAUUCACGUAUGCUGACACCAGGGGAGCAACAAUUGUGCUUCCGAAAUGCGUCGCUUCCCUCGACGUGUGUUGAAGUUGGCCAUUGGAGCAGUAUGUCUGGUGUCGGUGACGCUAUUUUUGAGCAAAGGGGUAGAAAAUGGCUCAAACCUCGACCUACGAGCGCAGCCGAUGGCCUUACGGCAGGAGUCGGAGCAAACCACGCUUGAAACUUCCGGGCUGAUUGACUGGCACGAUUACCCGUCAAUCGCGGCCGAGAAGCUCGCCCAGGGUCCAGGGGAACAAGGCGCGGCAGUUGAGCUACCGAAAGACGCCGAAACCGAGCAGCGGAAAGAGAAAUUGUAUAAAGUCAACGGUUUCAACGCGGCUGUGUCUGAUCUCAUUGCACUGAAUCGGAGUUUGCCUGACAUUCGACACUCGGAAUGUCAGAACAUCCGUUAUGCCGCACGCUUGCCCACCGCGAGCAUUGUUAUUCCUUUUCACAACGAGCAUCUCUCGGUGCUACUGAGGACCAUCACGAGUGUACUACGAAGGUCGCCCAAGAGCCUCAUCAAGGAAAUCAUCCUCGUUGAUGAUUUCAGCUCAAAAAAGAGCUAGGUGAGUACCGAGUUGGAAAAUUAUUUAUCAUCCCAUUUCGGAUCUCAAGUCAAGCUGUUGAGAGCUACGAAACGUGAGGGACUCAUCCGAGCUCGUCUUCUGGGAGCCCGAGCGGCGGAAGGAGACGUACUUAUUUUCCUCGAUUCGCACACGGAAGCCAAUGUGAACUGGCUGCCACCCCUUCUAGAUCCUAUCGCGAGGAAUCGACGCACCGUUGUGUGUCCCUUCAUCGAUGUGAUCCACUACGAGACGUUCGCCUAUAGGUCGCAGGACGAGGGAGCCCGAGGGGCAUUCGACUGGGAGUUGUAUUACAAGCGGCUGCCUCUGUUGAGUGAGGACUUGAAGAGGCCGACUGAGCCCUUUAGGAGUCCAGUGAUGGCCGGCGGGCUGUUUGCCAUCGAUCGCAGCUACUUCUGGGAGUUAGGUGGUUACGACGAGGGUCUUGACGUGUGGGGUGGAGAACAGUACGAAUUAUCGUUCAAGAUAUGGCAAUGCGGCGGACAGAUGUUCGACGCCCCAUGCUCGCGUGUAGGGCACAUCUACAGGAAGUUCGCGCCGUUCCCUAAUCCAGGCAUUGGCGAUUUCGUUGGGAGGAACUAUCGUCGGGUCGCCGAGGUCUGGAUGGACGAAUAUAAAGAGUUCCUGUACAACCGACGACCGCACUACCGCACUUUGGGCUACGGCGACGUGUCGAAGCAGAAAGCUCUGCGGAAGAAACUCAAAUGUAAGCCGUUCAAAUGGUUCAUGGAAACGGUCGCGUUCGACCAGCCGUUAAGAUACCCACCUGUGGAACCGCCUGAUUUCGCUUGGGGUGCGAUACGGAAUGUGGGCGCCGACAAAUGUCUGGACACCAAGUUCAAGGAACAGGGCAAACGCUUCUCAUUGGAAACGUGCAUCAGCUCGAACGGCGACGUGAGCGGAGAACAGAAUUUCGUACUUACGUGGCAUAAAGACCUUCGUCCAGCGAAGCGUAAUGUGUGCUUCGACGUGUCGUCGGGUGAGAAGAAGGCCCCGGUAGUGUUGUGGACGUGCCAUGGAAUGCACGGCAACCAGCUCUUCAAAUACAACGUGAACACCAAGCAGUUGCUGCAUCCCAUCACGGCCCAGUGCAUCGACUGCGAUCCCGGCAAUCUGGAAAUAUUCAUGAACCCUUGCGACGUCGAGUCGAACACCCAGAAAUGGCUUUUCGACCACAUGAAUUCGACAGCACUUCUAAAUGAUUGAAUCAGUUCCUCCUCCUCGCCCCGUCGCCUCCGAUCGGAGAGCCGUGCAGAUGGGCGGCACGCGCUCGCCUAAUUCGAUGAAGUCAUCUCAAAGUCGAAGGCCUGUCGAGCGUAAUUCCGCUAUCGGAAUGGAUUGCUUUUCUCUGACGGUAGAUAUUCCAUCGUCUGCGACCCGGAUGAAACCGAGCCUGAGGGGCCCCGAGCCAAUGACCAUAGACCCGUCUGUCAGGCUCCAAAAUCUGUGAUAUUAGAAACGGAAUCGGAAUUUUUCGUCUGAGUCCGUGAUCUGGAUGUGGGACGCCACGGAGGUUUUGUAAAUGAGAUUGUUACGAAAUUUAUUUUUCGAAUAAACUUGGUACAG
Molecule: messenger RNA, 2364 nt
Organism: Galendromus occidentalis (western predatory mite)
Lineage: Eukaryota; Metazoa; Arthropoda; Arachnida; Mesostigmata; Phytoseiidae
Gene: Pgant6
Product: Polypeptide N-Acetylgalactosaminyltransferase 6
Exons: 9
Biological process (GO): protein O-linked glycosylation
Cellular component (GO): Golgi apparatus
Molecular function (GO): polypeptide N-acetylgalactosaminyltransferase activity
Source: RefSeq, a predicted model, not a curated record